Messenger RNA from Impatiens glandulifera, 914 nucleotides. Its product is annotated as transcription factor MYB20-like. NCBI's taxonomy places the organism in Eukaryota, Viridiplantae, Streptophyta, Magnoliopsida, Ericales, Balsaminaceae. The transcript is spliced from 3 exons. The record is from RefSeq and is a predicted model, not a curated record. Gene Ontology annotation, biological process: regulation of stomatal movement. The coding region runs from base 2 to 763 and encodes 253 amino acids.
UAUGGGGAGGAAACCAUGUUGUGACAAGGUUGGAUUGAAGAAGGGGCCAUGGACGGCUGAAGAAGAUGAUAAGCUCAUUAACUUCAUCCUCACCAAUCAUCAAUACUGCUGGAGAGCUGUUCCAAAACUUGCAGGAUUGUUGAGAUGCGGAAAGAGUUGUAGAUUGCGAUGGAUAAAUUAUCUGAGACCUGAUCUUAAAAGAGGGAUUCUCUCCGAUUAUGAAGAGAAUAUGGUUAUUCAUCUCCAUUCUCAGCUAGGCAAUAGAUGGUCGAAAAUUGCUUCUCAUUUUCCGGGAAGAACUGAUAACGAAAUAAAGAAUUUUUGGAAUACCUACAUUAAGAAAAAGCUUAAGAAGAUGGGAAUUGAUCCAAACACUCAUAAACCACUUCCUUCUAUAUCUACUCCCGAUCAUCAAGAACCACUUACUAAAGAUCAUGAUCAAGAACAACACAAAACUCAUCGCGAUGAUGAUCAUGAUCAUCAACAAAUAUUUGAUAAUGAUCAUGUUGAUAAAAUAUUAUUUGGAGAUCAUACUACAUCUCAUGAUGAGUUUUGCAUAGAUGAAGUCCCCUUGAUCCAACCCCAUGAAAUGAUCAAUUAUUUUUCUCCUUCAUAUAUGAGUACCAAUCCUAAUUACUUAGUACUCGACGACCAGAUGUCGACGUCUUUUGAUUGGGACAACUUCUGGGAUGUCGAUGAUCAUCAUUUCAACAAUCUCGAUCUCUUUGUCAACAACAACAAUAAUUUAGGUUUUAACUUGUAGAACAUGUGAGAUCUUUUGAUAUUAUAAAAAGUUCCACUCUAGAUGUUUGUGAUUUAGGAUUUCUUAAUGUUGAAAUCCAUCUGCAUGGUAACUAAUUAAUACCAUUUGCAUGUGUUGUAUUUAAUUACCCAUGGACUAAAUUUAUCUAGAG